Molecule: messenger RNA, 4369 nt
Organism: Elaeis guineensis (African oil palm)
Lineage: Eukaryota; Viridiplantae; Streptophyta; Magnoliopsida; Arecales; Arecaceae
Product: ruvB-like protein 1
Molecular function (GO): ATP-dependent activity, acting on DNA; ATP binding; ATP hydrolysis activity
Source: RefSeq, a predicted model, not a curated record
CUUCGGGGAGUGGGAAGUCGGUCGACCCCCCACCACCGGCCGACCUUCCUUCGUCGCCGGACGUCAUCGGGGCCUUCCCUCGACCGGACACCCAAGCCCUGACGUCGGAGAAAGACGGCAAGCUUGAGCCCGACCGAGUUUCCCCCGAAGGCGCGGCAGCAGCAGACGCGGGUUGCUUGGGCUCGCGCGCCUCCUCCCGAUCCUCCUCUGCCGGCUGAGCAGCCGGCGCGCCGUCGACCGAUUCCUCGGUCGUCCUUCUCUCGGGCGAGGCUGCGCCCUCGCUCGACGGUCCCUCGGACGGGACUUCGACGAGCACCAUCGGCGCUGACAGUGUGAUGACGGGCUCCGCCUCCGACCCAGUCGGCUCGCUCGGCGGAGCUACUUGGGGCCUCUUGGGAGGCCGCGACGGCCCAGCCCCUUGUGCCGGCCUCUUCCGUACGGCGUACUGCCGUACGUCGGCUGCCGUCAGUCUCGACCUCGGUGGCAUAUCUGCAAACGACGACAGAUGGUCAGCACCAUAAAGGAAAGGAAAGAAGAAAGGAGAAGGAAGACGGAAAACCAACCUAAGCGAGGGAUCGGGCUGAGACCGGCGUCGUACAGGGCCUGCUCGGUGACGAGCUCCCUAUGCUUCGGCAUCGAAAUGUCUUUCAGGCGGUGGAAGUCUUCCCGGUCCUCGGCUUCCACCCGACUGUUCUCGUUCGGUUGGGUUCGGAGGUCCCCCCAACGGGCAGGGAACCCCCAAGGAAUAGAAGAAGAUACAAAAAAGAACUGGUUCUUCCAUUCAUGAAUGGACGACGGAAGACCGGUGAUAAAAGAAAGCCCCUUCCGAGGAUUAAAGUACCACCACCCUCGGGCUUUAGAGUGGGGUCGGAGGACGAAGAAGGCUCGAAAGAGGGAAAUCCGAGGGUCAGUCGGCAAAAGCCGACACAGCAGAGCAAAACUGACUUAGUCGAACAGAGUUCAGCGCGAGUUGUGCCGGGCAUAGCCCGUAAUAGUCAAGUACGUUCCGGACGAACUCCGGGACCGGGAAGCGAAGACCGGCCCGGAGGUCCUCAACGUAGAAAGCCACCUGGUCCUCAAGUGGGCUAUUGACCCGACCAUUGGCACCAGGGGCGAACAGCCGAAAUUGUUUCGGGAUGCAAUAUUGCUCCCGGAGCCGAUCGACGUUCGGUCCCGAAAGUGAAGAGGCCUCCACCUCCGGGGUCGACCGAGGGUCGUCGGUCGGAUCUCCCGACCGACCUCCUCUUGGAGAUGUUCUAGCCAUGAACCAGAACAGAAGAUAAAAAGAGCAGGGAGAAGCAGAAAGUGUACUGUGAGAAGGCAAGGAAGAAGACGAUGAAGACGAUGAAGGCCCUCAAAAGAAGAAGAGAGAACUCUCAAAAAGAAGGAAAGCGGAGAUGAGUACUUGGAACAGGGGACUACGCGGGCAGAGUCUCGACGGCAAAAUGAGGGGGGUAGAAACUUGGAUAUGGGCGACCCUGUAUAUAUAGUACCCCCCGACGGUCGAGAUGGAGGCACGACCAACGAGGGAUCCCAGAUCGCGCCACGUGGCGUCAUCUGGGCCGUCUGUCGGCCCGACGGUUCGACGCACCCAUCCUCAGAUCGAGCCACGUCACCUCCAUCCGCUCGAACAGACUUGGCCCAAUAGCCACCUGCCACGUGGCGCAGAAGCCGCGACAUUUCGUAUCCCCGAAGGGGCGGCGGGAACGACGGUUUCCAUUCCCAAAGAGACGGGACGUCUGGCACCGAUGGGACGAGACACCUGACACCGACAGGACACCUGACACCGACAGGAUGUCUGACACCGACGGGACAUCUGACGUCGGCGAAUCGCCUGGCAUUCAUAAGGCGCAUGGCACCAUAUCAGUCCACGGUACGGUCGUCAGAAUCAGAACUUAAUACGGUGAGAAUCCACUCCUUUCGCUCGACGCUGCCGCCCAAACAAAAGCAUUGGCCAGCGCACCAUCCGACUCAGGAGUGGAGGGGGGCAACUGUUGGGGAAUACCGACCGACCCCACUCAUGCUGACUCAUUGUCGGGCUUACAUGACCGGUGCUCGACUUUGCCGACCGACCAACGGCUGCCGUUACCGACCGACCGAGGAUACGUCGGUCGGGCGGACCUUCUUCUCUCUCUUGAUCGGCUGCACUAUGGAGUCCGACGCCCGACUUUGGCAACGCGCCCGACUGACUGUCGGAGGGGCCCGAGUUUCCACCCGACGUCUCUCAACCAGCUGCCGACCUAUAGUCGGUCGGCUCCCUCAGAUGCCGUACGGCUGUCAGAAACUGUCAGCCCUGACAAUGGCAUGCGGCACUGCCGCCUAGGGGCAUUAUCCCACCUAAGGCAUGGGUCAACCCUAGCGAUUUGACAGCCCCACGGCGAUUUGACACCCUCACGGCAACUCUGACAGUCCUCAGUGAGUUGACAAUUCUUCAAUUGUCCGCGCUAUUAAUGACGGCGCCAUACCAUGCUCCAUUAUAUAUAUCGGGGAGGGCAACAGUGCUAGAGGUCCAUUCGAAACCUCUGAAUCCCUCCUCUGUAGCUCUCGCUCUCUCUCUCUCUCGUUGAGCUUCUUUGUCUUAUUUUCACUGUUGCCUAGUCUCCUCUCUGACUUGACUGUCGGAGGGUCCCCGCCGGAGCCACCUCCGGUCAGUGCGGACUUUCUUUUAUAGGUGCUCGUUCCCGGCGACCAGAGGAUUGGCCGCAACAGGUGAAUGGAACUGCGAUUCCUAUGGCUGCUGGGUUUGUAGGGCAGGUGGCUGCGAGAGAGGCUGCUGGUCUUGUCGUUGAUAUGAUAUGGCAGAAGAAGAUGGCUGGGCGUGCUCUUCUGCUUGCUGGGCCUCCAAGCACCGGCAAGACUGCUCUGGCUCUUGGUGUAUCUCAGGAACUUGGAAGCAAGGUACCCUUCUGCCCCAUGGUUGGAUCAGAAGUAUACUCGUCGGAGGUCAAGAAAACUGAGGUGCUUAUGGAAAAUUUCAGGAAGGCUAUUGGUUUGCGUAUUAAGGAGAACAAGGAAGUUUAUGAAAGAGAGGUGACGGAGCUCUCCCCAGAAGAAACAGAGAGCACAACUGGUGGUCAUGGAAAAGCCAUCGGUCAUGUAAUCAUUGGGUUAAAGACUGUCAAAGGAACCGAGCAGCUGAAGUUGGAUCCAGCUAUUUAUGAUGCUUUAAUUAAGGAAAAGGUUGCUGUAGGUGAUGUUAUUUACAUGGAAGCAAAUAGGGGUGCAGUGAAGAGAGUAGGUAGAUGUGAUGCUUUUGCUACAGAAUAUGAUCUUGAAGCGGAAGAAUAUGUUCCACUCCCUAAAGGAGAAGUCCAUAAGAAAAAGGAGAUCGUUCAGGAUGUUACACUACAUGACCUUGAUGCUGCAAAUGCUCGCCCACAAGGAGGACAGGACAUAUUAUCCCUCAUGGGCCAGAUGAUGAGACCUCGGAAAACUGAGAUCACUGACAAACUACGUCAGGAAAUAAAUAAGGUUGUUAAUAGGUACAUCGAUGAAGGGAUAGCAGAGCUUGUCCCUGGUGUCCUAUUUAUUGAUGAGGUGCACAUGCUAGACAUUGAAUGUUUUUCUUAUCUUAAUCGUGCUUUAGAGAGCUCAAUAUCGCCAAUUGUGAUAUUUGCCACGAACAGAGGAAUUUGUUAUGUGAGAGGAACUGAUAUGACCAGUCCACACGGCGUACCAAUAGAUUUGCUAGAUCAUCUGGUAAUCAUACGGACAGAAACUUAUGGUCCCACUGAAAUGAUUAAGAUAUUAGCGAUCCGAGCACAAGUUGAAGAACUAGAUAUUGAUGAAGAAAGUCUAGCUUACCUAGGAGAAAUUGGACAACAAACAUCCUUAAGGCAUGCUAUUCAGCUGCUAUCACCUGCCAGCAUUGUGGCCAAGACGAAUGGAAGGGAUAAAAUCUGCAAGGCCGAUCUCUAGGAAGUAACUGCUUUAUAUCUGGAUGCAAAGUCUUCUGGAAGGCUUCUUCAGGAACAGCAAGAAAGAUACAUAACUUGAUUGACAAGCUGUUUGCUAGGAUCUUUAUUGAAAUGAGUUGAAUAGCAGAGGCUCUUUCAGCACAUUGGAGAAUAAAACCCAUAGAACCAUACUGAGUUAGUGCCACCUGUAUUCCUUGGAGUCUUUGUUUUAAUGUAUAUCCAAAGCUCAUUUGUGGCUCUUGUUUUCUUAUUAGUGAUUGUGGGAGCCAUGAGAGUGUUUUUCAAAUAAGGAUUAGAAACUGUAGUUAUUGGCGAGUUGGUUUUGAGAGAAGGGUGAUGUCAUGAUCACGGAUUUCAAAAUGAGUAGCAGUUUGAGAUGGUCACUUUUUUUGUUAACAAUAUGUUUCUCCCUUUUUGGUGCAAUGGAUAGUUGUGCCAGGAGUGCAAAUGAA